Prunus armeniaca (apricot) is the source of this 306-nucleotide messenger RNA. The record is from the annotation of a GenBank genome assembly. NCBI's taxonomy places the organism in Eukaryota, Viridiplantae, Streptophyta, Magnoliopsida, Rosales, Rosaceae.
AUGCAACUAAUCGCUAACAAUGGAACAAAAUACUGGGUCUUUUUUAUGGUAGGGGCUGGUGGAUGGAAGAUAGACCAGGCAUGCAAAGUGAUUUUUUUAACCAGCUUUUUACAUCAGGUUACACCCACAAUUUCCAAGACAUACAACGCUGUCCAACCAAAAGUUGCACACGACAUGAAUAACUCACUCAUGGUUGACAUCUCAGAAAAGGACAUUAAAGAUGUGGUCUUUCAAAUGAAUCCUACUAAGGCCCUAGCCCAGAUGGAAUAUCCUCUCUCUUUUUUCAAUAAUUUUGGCAAAUUGUAG